AUUCCUACACACAUUCAAAGGACCGUCCAAAGCUUCACCAUGAAGGCUUUAGCUGCUUUAUGUGUAACAAUAUGCAUUCUUUAUCAAGUUAAUGGAAAGAGCAUAACGGACCACAUGCAAGGGUCAAGACGAGAGGUUCGGGAAAUUAAUGAUCCCGGAUCAAUCGACUGCAAAAUGAGUGCCUGGUCCCAGUGGACGUCCUGCGACCCGUGCACUAAUAGGACGCAUCGCUCUAGAGGUAUUGAGGUCUUUGGGCAGUUUAAAGGCUCUAGGUGCAUAAACCCAAUUGGAGAGCGGAAACCCUGUAAACCUUCUACCAAAUGCCAGAUGGACCCUCCACCUGUCUGCAAGAGCUCUCAAUGGUGGUGCUCUUCAGGAAUAUGUAUAAAUAAAAAUCUGAGGUGUAACGGGGAUAACGACUGUGGAGAGCCUGAUAAGUCUGAUGAAGAUGAGUGUGAUAUCAUCAGGACACCUUGCGGCAAGACAGCUGUAUUUGAGUCUGAUAUAGCCAUCCAAGCUGGAUACGGAAUAAAUAUUCUGAGAUCUGAACCUCGAAUGAAUCCCUUUAAUAACAGAUUCUAUAACGGUCAAUGUAACCGGAUCAGAGAACCAUCCACAUUGGAAUAUAACAGACUGCCUUGGAAUGUUGGAGUUCUCAACUAUGAGACAAAAGUGGAAGAGAGCAGCUCUAAGGAGAUGUAUGAGGACAUUCACUCUUUAAUAAACGAGAUAUCUAGGGAAUCCUCUACAUCUUUUGAAAUAGGCUUAAACUUCAAGUUUACACCUACUGAGCCCUCCAGUUCUGGUUCAGGUGAGGCUGAUGCUGGUGGAGGUGGUGAAGUUGCCGGCCCCAGCGAGGGCGGUGAAGCUCAAGGUCCUGGUGAGGGCGGUGAAGCUGAAGUUUCUGUUUCUGGUGCAGACCAAAGUACUGGUCCUGGCUUAGGUUUUAGUGCGUCAGUAGGAUUUGACACUAAGCAAUCAACAACAAAUAUCAUCAAACAGCUGUCAGAAAUCACAACGACCAAGAGAAAUACCUUCAUGAGAGUGAAAGGCAGAGUGCAGCUGGCAACCUACAGGAUGAGACAGCAAGGGCUGGAGGUGUCCUCAAUGUUCCUGGAUGAUGUGGAUGCCCUGCCACUUACAUAUGAGAAGGGCCAGUAUUUUGCUUUCUUAGAGGACUAUGGAACACACUUCACCAAGAACGGAAAGUCUGGUGGAGAAUACGAACUUGUUUAUAUAAUGAAUGAGGAUGUCCGCAAACUAAAAAAGGUCACAGAAUCCACAGUUAAGGAAUGUUUAGAGCUUGGAUUUAAGGGUGACUUCCAAUUUACUCAAGCAGUAAAAGGAGGAGUACACAUUAAACCAGCAAACUGUGAUACACUAACAAAAAAACCCACAGAUGACAGGAACACGAAGGCGGUUAUUGAUAAAGUGCUGAUAGCAGUGAGAGGGGGCAGUCCGGCUUCAGCAGUAGCCAUGAAGUCUCAGCUCACUAAAGAUGGCAUUCUAGACUAUAAUCAGUAUGUGGAAUGGGCAAAGACCGUAUCUGCUCUGCCAGCUCUCAUUCACAGUGAUCCUGAACCCAUCUACAACGCGAUCCCUUUGGACUUUCCUGAUGCUCAGCCGAGACGGGACAAUCUCAGAAGAGCCGUGGAUGACUAUGUGGCCGAGUACAGCGUGUGUAAGUGCCAGCCGUGCCAGAACGGUGGCUCUGUGAUCCAGGUAGAUGGGGAGUGUAAAUGCAUGUGCCUACCAGGGACUGAAGGUGUUGCGUGUCAGAUCAUUGAACUGGUGAAAGCUAAGUCUUUUGAACAACUGGGAAACUGGGGCUGUUGGUCUUCCUGGUCGCUCUGCUCCGGGGGGCGUCGCAGACGAACGCGCACGUGCGAUACUCGCGGUGUACCAGGAGGAAUCUGCAGAGGAGACACAACUCGUGAAGACUACUGCUAAUAUAGUAGUUCAAAUACACAAAUAAUCAUGAGAUAAUAAAAGUGUUGUGUACAAAAUAAAAUGCAAAUUACAAUUGCAUGUACAUUCAGAUAGUUCUCUCAUGAAGAGCGGUUUAGAGAAACACAUGUUUGACAACACUGCCAUCUUGUGGUCAAUAGUGCAACCGAAAAUAGUUGCACUACAGAAACAGUAAGCUUUUCUCAUAUUAGCUACCUGACUUUUUGCCUACCACGGCCGUAACAUACAGUGAUGGUUUCACAAAUAAAUUUCAUGUCACUUUAAAAUAU
Sinocyclocheilus rhinocerous is the source of this 2237-nucleotide messenger RNA. RefSeq names its product complement component 9 (gene c9). Gene Ontology annotation, cellular component: membrane attack complex. Gene Ontology annotation, biological process: complement activation. Lineage: Eukaryota; Metazoa; Chordata; Actinopteri; Cypriniformes; Cyprinidae. The record is from RefSeq and is a predicted model, not a curated record. The transcript has 12 exons. Gene Ontology annotation, molecular function: protein binding. Bases 40 to 1950 code for a protein of 636 amino acids.